Cicer arietinum (chickpea) is the source of this 1161-nucleotide messenger RNA. RefSeq names its product putative F-box protein At3g16210. Gene Ontology annotation, molecular function: protein binding. NCBI's taxonomy places the organism in Eukaryota, Viridiplantae, Streptophyta, Magnoliopsida, Fabales, Fabaceae. The record is from RefSeq and is a predicted model, not a curated record.
AUGGCUUCUCUAGAUAACAAGGUUAGUGAUAAUAUACCCGACGAUGUUGCUUUCUCUAUUUUGUCAAAACUUUCUCUAAAGUCUCUCAAGCGAUUUACCUGCGUACGCAAAUCGUGGGCCCAUUUAUUUGAAAACCCUCAUUUCAUGAGUAUGUUCUGCAACAAUUUCAUUUCUAAAUAUCAUUCUUUUUACGACGAUACAUGUCUCCUCCUAAAACAAACAGUCCCUGGUCACGCCAAUCAUUGCUCAUUAUAUUUGCUUUCUGGUGAGAGGUUUGAGAAUAAGGUGAAAUUAGAUUGGCCAUCUCCAUUUCAAGAGGAUGACACUAGUAUUGGUAUUUUGGGUUCUGGUAUUAAUGGCACUCUUUGUCUCUAUCAAGACGAUACAACAGUUGUGCUAUGGAACCCAACUACCGAGGAAUUUAAGGUCAUUCCUCCCAGCCCCAUUGAUUCCCUACCUUAUUUCACCACUUUGGUUACUCUUCAUGGAUUUGGUUAUGACUUUGUUAGAGAUGACUAUAAGGUGAUUCGGCGUGCAGAACUUCUUCCUCACAACGCCUUUGAUGGUGAUUUGUUAAUUGUGCCAAUGAGGGACAGGCAUAUAUGGGAGAUGUAUAGCUUAAGAAGUGACUCUUGGAGAAAACUAAAUGUUGAUAUGCCUCCUUGUGAUACAAGUGAUGCAGGUGUUGAGGUCUACUUGAAUGGAGUGUGCCAUUGGUGGGGAGAAACUUUAGAUGGACCGUAUUUGGUAUCAUUUAACUUGCACAACGAGGUGUUUCUUACAACACCCUUACCCCAAGAUAUGUAUGAUAGUUUGGAUUCUGAAUGGGUGGAGAGACACUUAGUGGUGUUAAAUAUGUCCAUUGCUAUAAUCUCUAAUCAUGCAAAGAAAAAUUCUUUUCAUGUAUCAAUCUUGGGUGAACUUGGUGUGAAGGAUUCUUGGACUAAAUUGUUUGUUGUCGGACCUUUACCCCAUGUUGAGCAUCCUAUUGGAGUUGGGAAAAAGGGCGAUAUGUUCUUCAGGAAAAAAAAUGAUGAACUAGUCUAUUUGAAUUUAAGUACUGGAAUGAUUGGUGAGAUUGCUGUUAAAGGAGAGUCAUCUCGUUGCCAGAUAGUAAUUUAUAAGCAAAAUCUUCUUCCGAUUGGAGGAAUAAAUCAUUAA